GUUGAACACGAGUGGAAGCAGCACAUCAAUACCUCGAGAAGUCGAGGAUAUCGGUUGCCCUUCCCUUUGCUCCAUGUGACGGAGAGACCGAUCGAUUCUUGGAUGUCUGCUCGGCUCAGCAAAGGGCAUUCCUCGUCUGGUCGUGUCCUCGACCACGGUCCUGAUGGUGACACGGGUAUGUCCGAAUCGGAGGACGGCGCGUCCGUCUCGACCAUUCCACUCGAAGACCAGAGCACCACAAGCGAUAGCAACGAUUAUCGGCAGACGACCAUGGUGAUAAGGGCGCGCAAAGCCCCCUUAUGCCGGGUCCGCGAGGCAUGGUGGUGCAGCAACGACGGACACAACGCAAGUGACGACUCCCCCUCUCCUACGUCAAACUCCAGCGUUUCAACAUCCAGCUCGUUCUCCUCGGAGUGCAGUUCUUGCUUGUCCUCCGAGGAACCGUUCGAUGGCAAGUCGCGGAAUGUCCGGUGUGUGCGCGAGGAGCCGCGUCGUCAUUGGCUGUCUCCGCUCUACAAGCGUCGCAAGGGGAGUGAAGCCGCCUAUGGCGUAUCAAGCCCGUACAUGGAUCGUAGCUUCCGAGAGCUCGAGGUGGAGGGCGCACAGUUCUGAGGCGGGAGAGAGGGAGAAUGGAUUGUGGUUGAGGAGGCGCGAGGGAGCGGGGGCAGAACGAUCGAUGGAGGCAAGAACGGCCGGCUUGGCAAAUCAUCCCGCGCACAGUUGGGCUAGACAGAUGCUUCUUUGUGCUAUUGCCUGCUGGGGCCGCUCGUCGACGGAGAUACGGAGCACGAUCCACGGGUGUGUUCGAUGUUCGC
Messenger RNA from Fomitopsis serialis, 815 nucleotides. RefSeq lists its product as uncharacterized. The annotation marks the transcript as partial. The record is from RefSeq and is a predicted model, not a curated record. The transcript is spliced from 3 exons. Lineage: Eukaryota; Fungi; Basidiomycota; Agaricomycetes; Polyporales; Fomitopsidaceae.